Messenger RNA from Carassius gibelio (silver crucian carp), 2439 nucleotides. RefSeq names its product carbohydrate sulfotransferase 2-like. The record is from RefSeq and is a predicted model, not a curated record. Gene Ontology annotation, molecular function: N-acetylglucosamine 6-O-sulfotransferase activity. The transcript has a single exon. Bases 516 to 1904 code for a protein of 462 amino acids. Gene Ontology annotation, cellular component: Golgi membrane. NCBI's taxonomy places the organism in Eukaryota, Metazoa, Chordata, Actinopteri, Cypriniformes, Cyprinidae. Gene Ontology annotation, biological process: sulfur compound metabolic process; carbohydrate metabolic process; N-acetylglucosamine metabolic process.
GUCAGUUCAGUUCAGUUGGAGCCGGAGGCAGACGCCACAUCGGCAGAAACAGACGCUCAUCACGACACGCGACUGGAAAACAAGACGCCGGCGGAUGUUUGCAAAGUAAUGAAUGCAUCGUGGCCACAUUCACUACGCUGACGCAUUUAUAGUGUUUUAAUGAAGUCUCUUCCGCGACUGUAGUGGUUCUCCAUCUUCGCAGGAGCCACGUUAAAGACAAUCGCUGCUAAAAGGAUUUCUCUAACGGUCGCUGUUGAUGGAUCUACAAACGGAUAUGAUAUUGUAAACGUCCGUGAUAUUUUUCUGAGGACUGAGGGGAGAUUCUGCGCACUGCAGUAAGGCUACAUUCGGCAAUGCACGCGAUUGGACUGUGGGUGUGAUGGAUAUUGGGUGUUUGUCUGCAAAACAGGUCACAUUUGGGUUUUCAUUUAGAACAAAGUUAGCUUGCAUGAAGACAUCAGUUGAAUUAAUAACGUUUGCUGCUCAUCCAGUGUGACUGAUUGGUUCAAAGCCAAAUGAGAAGCGACCAGUUCCUACAACUUCAGUUGCCUGCACUAGGGGAAAAGAAUGGUGUUUAUGGCAGAAAUCUCAAAACAUAUAACACAAAAAUAAUCACCCAACCUGGAAUCGUAAUGAAAGUGUUGCGGAGAAAAACAAUUGUGCUAUUUAUAGCGUAUUUUCUGCUGUUAGUUCUUACCAUGUUGAACUUGGCUAACUACAGGUGGACUAAAGAACCCCAACAGUGUAAUCUCCAGAUGAGAAGCACUCCAUAUCAGGGUAGAUCAGACAUUCGGUUCCUUUACAGACCAUCUCUUGCUAAGAAGAGACAGCUCGUCUAUGUUUUGACCACAUGGAGGUCCGGCUCAUCUUUUUUUGGAGAGCUGUUUAAUCAACACCCAGAGGUUUUCUUUCUGUAUGAACCGAUGUGGCACAUCUGGCAAAAGCUGUACCCGGGUGAUGCUGUGACCUUACAAGGAGCAGCAAGGGACAUGCUUAGCUCACUGUACCGCUGUGAUCUUUCAGUUUUUCAGCUGUACAACAGCCCUGGGGGAAAAAACUUCACCUCCCUUGAACUUUUUGGGGCCACGCUUAAUAAAGUCAUCUGCUCGUAUCCUCUUUGCUCCUCUAAUAGGAAAGAAGUGGUUGGGAUGGUGGAUGACAAAGUGUGCAAAAAAUGUCCUCCACAAAGCCUCAGGCUCUUAGAAGAAGAAUGUUUUAAGUACAACACUAUAGUCAUAAAAGGGGUCCGGAUUCUGGAUGUCAAUGUUUUGGCACCCCUUAUGAAGGAUCCGUCUCUGGAUCUAAAGGUGAUUCACCUUGUGCGAGAUCCCAGAGCCGUGGCCAACUCCAGGAUCAAAUCGAGGCACGGGUUGAUUCGUGAGAACUUGCAAGUGGUUCGAAGCAGGGAUCCCAAAUUGCGUCGGAUACCCUUUGUGGAUCCUGGCCACAAAAUUAGCAAAAAAGACGGAGCAGAUUACCAUUCAGUUGGAGCUAUGGAGGUAAUAUGUGAUCGGACAUACAGGAGCCUGAGGACUGCCUUAAAUCCGCCCAGCUGGCUGAAAGGGAAAUACCUGGUGGUGCGCUAUGAGGAUCUGGUGGAAAAACCUGUCAAAAUGCUUCGGAAUGUUUAUCAGUUUGCCAAUCUCAGUGCCAACCUUGACAUAGAGUCUUUUGCUCUUAACAUGACGAAUGGCACAAGCUCUUCCUCAAAGCCAUUUAUUGUGUCUGCCAGGAACGCGACACAGGCGGCCAGUGCCUGGAGAACAGUGUUGAGUAUUCAACAGAUAAAACAAGUUGAGGAGUACUGCCAUCAUGCAAUGGCAAUCCUGGGUUAUGAACGUGUGAGAACAGCUGGAGAAGCAAAAGACUUGAGUAAAUCUUUAUUGACUGCUUCCAAACUGUGACAGCUUUCACAUGUCUACCUGAAACGGAGCAUCAGCUCAGUUACAGUUGAUUUGUUUGUUUAAAAAUCAAAGUGCUUUUGUAGGAUUUCUAAAUCUCUUUAUGGAAUGUCAUAGUUCUUUUCUGGUCAUUCAGUAUAGCACACAUCCUUUUCUAAAUGGACCUGUAGAUGAUUGAUACAUUAGCAUCUGUGAACCACAACUGGAAAAUUAAAGGGUUAGUUUGCCCAAAAAUGAAAAUUAUGUCAUUAAUAACUCACCUUUAUGCUGUUCCAAACAUGUAAGGCCUCCUUUUAUCUUCGGAACACAGUUUAAGAUAUUUUAGAUUUAGUCCGAGAGCUCUCAGUCCCUCCAUUGAAGCUGUGUGUACGGUCUACUGUCCAUGUCCAGAAAGGUAAGAAAAACAUCAUCAAAGUAGUCCAUGUGACAUCAGAGGGUCAGUUGGAAUUUUUUGAAGCAUCGAAAAUACAUUUUGGUCCAAAAAUAGCAAAAACGACGACUUUAUUCAGCAUUGUCUUCUCUUCUGUGUCUGUGUGAG